AGACAUACCUGUAAGGCAACUGUUUAGACUCUUGGAAAUAAAGGCACGAUAAGCCAAUAACCUAGUGUGAGCUGUGAGCCAAUGGGAGUGUGAGAACUUGGGUCACUGUCACUGUGUAUGUAUCCAGCAAAGAGCUGUGUGUGGUGAUAGAAACAUGUGCUGCUAAGCGGUGUCAGGAAGAUGGAUACGCUAGAGGCGGUGCUGGAUGAGGUGUCUUUGGAAGGUCUGGAUGGGAUCACGGUGCCGGCUCUAUGGCUGCGGCUGGAGGCUCGGGUCCCGCACUUCCCGCUCCUCCUGGAUGCGGCCACCAAGCAGCUAGUGUGGCGGUCGCUGGUGUCUCACUCCGGACUGGACUUCUACGAGCUCCCCAGUGACAGACGGCCCUUACCGGUCAAUAACAGAUAUGAUGGGCAGGAUUGUGAUCCAGGUGUUCUUAAAGCUAAAGAAGAAUCAUGCUUCGAAGACAUAUAUCCGGUUUACAUUAUAACUGAUAAUAAAAAUGGCAUUCAGGGCUCAUGCCAGUAUUUUAAAGAGCGCGUUUCAGUAACAGAGCUCAUACGGACACAGUCUAUCACAUGUGAAGAAGCUAUUGCUAAGUGGGGAGAAAAACUUGUAAUUGUUGCAUGUCAGGCCUUGCGUUCUCGGGCUUUAUUUGGAUGGGAAGUUGAUCCCUCGUUAGAGAUACCAGACUGUUCGUACUGUAUUUUGGAAAAAGUUGGGAGAUCACGGUGGCAAGGAGAAAUUCAGAAAGACCUGCAGGGUGUAUUCAAAGUGGAUGCUGGGAAAAUCCAUUAUCUUCGACGUGUGCUUGACAGAAAUGGGCUUAUCACAAUGCAGACCCAUUUAAUAAAGCUACAGAAUGGAGCUCAGCAGCGUUCAUUACUUUUGCUUUUGAAACGUUUUCACGUUGAUAGGAGAAAUAAGUAUGACAUGCUUACUGAGAAGGUUUCUUCCAUGCUAAGUGGAUGUGAAAAUCAGCUGGAAACUUUGGUGAACCUUCGUGAAGAUUUGGGGCUACCUGAAAGACUUUUUAAAAGACUUUAUCAUUAUAUGGCAAAUGCUGGAUAUGUGAAGAUAAUUUCAUUACCAUUACAUGAGAUUCAACCUGAUGCAGAACACUGCAGGACUAAGAAAGGCACAGAUAUAAUGGUUCGAUGUAUGAAGCUGAUCAAAGAAUAUAAAAGAAAGGAGGAAGAGGAUGAGGAUGAAGAUGAUGAGGAUAUGAAAGCUCCAUCCCUUCCAGUAGAUAUCAUUUAUGAAAAGGAUAUGUUGACACAAACCUAUGAGCUCAUUGAAAAUCGGGGAACAAAAGGUAUAUCUCAAAGAGAGAUAAAAAUAGCAAUGAAUGUGGGGAAGUUGGAAGCCCGCAUGCUGUGCCGUUUAUUAGAGAAAUGCAUGCUUGUUAAGGGUUUCAUGGAAGAUGAAGGGCGCCAACGGACAACUAAAUUUAUUUCUCAUGUUUUUGUUGAGGAAAGUGACUUACGCAGACAGUUUUUGGAGGAAAAAGCAAAAAGCGAGAAGUUAUCAAUGUUUAAUUUUGCACUUCCACAAAAUGUGGGGGAUGACAAAACCGUGUCUUCUGAAAAUAAUCCACCAAAAGAAACAAUGAUCUCUGAUGGUGACCCCGAAGAAUUGCAAAGCAGCAGCUUGCCCAAAACAGCAGAAACAUGUAUUUUUCUGGAUAGUCAUACUGUCAACACAAGUACUCCACUGCCUACAUCAAAAGGACGAUCCCGUCUUCACAAGAAACGAGCUUUGUCCAUAGAUGCUGAUAAAGUGUCUGUGUCAGAAAAUGACUGUAGUAUGGACAGUUUCCAUCUAGAAUCAAAUCUCUCCACAUUGUCUGGUGAUGAAGAUGAUGUUUCUGUGGUGGAAGAGAUCUUGGACAAGGAUCCUGCAGGAAAAAAAAGAAGCAAAUCCUCUAAGUCUGGAAUGUUGGAAAGAUCUCGUGAAACUUAUCGCCUGUUGAAGAGGAGAAACUUAAUAGUGGAGACAGUGAAGAACCUGCGAUUAGUGGAAAGCUUAUUCACCCUUCAGAAAAUGAUCGUGGAAGAGGAGAAGCAGGAAGGAGUUUCUACAAAAUGCUGCAAAAAAUCCAUAGUUAGACUGGUUCACAAACUUUCUCAGGAAGGACUUGUUAGGCUGUAUCGUACUGUCGUAGUUCAGGAUGGAAUCAGCAAAAAGGUGGAGUUUGUUGUCCAUCCAUCAAUUAACCCAACUGAUCCUUUGGUAAAAAGUGCCAUUGAACAAAUUCGUUUUCGCAUAUCCAAUUCUACAUCAGGGAAUCGAACACGCUCACCCCAUGGGACAGCUACACCUGGCAAGACGGAGGCUGAUGAUCAAAAUAAAGAAAAGCAAAAGGAAAAACGCAGCAGGACAUCACUCUUUAACAGUGAAAGCCUGGACAAUCCACUUAAACAAACUGAUGCGAUUGAUGUGAAACAGUUGAAGAAUUAUCAUCCUGUCAUAGUUCCUGGACUUGGAAGGUCUCUUGGAUAUCUUCCUAAAAUGCCACGCUUAAAAAUAACACACACAUUUCUUUGGUAUAUUGUUUAUGGUCACCCAUCACACAAAACCGAACAGCAGCAGAAGACAUGCGACAACAGUCCACCAUCUGAUAACACUGCUGAAAAAAGUGAGAAUGUCACUCCACUGGUUUGUCACUCUACAGAUAACAUCCCGAACACAGAGAGCAAUUUAUGUACAGAUGUUAGUGCUGAUCCAAGCAGUAAGGCUGGUAAUAUGGAAGAGUACUUAUCAGACCAUGGGACAGAGCAACACACAGAAACUGUCUAUGUAGAUGAAGUCUCAUGGAUUAGAUAUGUACCACCUGCCACUGUACACUGUGAAUAUGGAUCUGGCUGGGUUAUUGUUAGUGAUAUCCUGCUCUGUCUGCCCCUCUCCAUCUUCAUACAAAUAGUUCAAGUCAGCUACAAGGUUGAAAAUAUGGAGGAUUAUUUAGAUGAUCCAAUAAAAAAGCACACUUUAAUUAGAUAUCUGCCAAGAUCAAUGCGACAGCAGUUGCUGUACAAAAGGAGAUAUAUCUUCUCUGUAUUUCAAGGGCUUCAAAAAUUAAGUUGCAUGGGCCUUGUGCAUUUUAGCUGUACUGAAAAAUUUCAAGACAAAGAUCAGGUAUUUGUGUACGUGAAGAAAAAUGCAACCAUUGUAGAUACAACAGCUUGUGAACCACACUACAAUAUAGCUAAAGGGAGUCAUCCUUUCGAGAAAAGGCUUUAUGGUUUCGAAACACUUAAAGAUGUAGAGAAUUUUUGGUUUGAUCUGCAGUUUGUCUGUCUGAAUACACCUUUGGGUGUUGUUCGGUAUCCUCGGGGAAAAAAACCAAAUGCCCAGCCUCAGGAUGAAAGCCUCCUGGGGCAAGAUGUUGACCCAGAACAGGAAGACCGACAGCAACUGGAGAGAAAAUUUAACAUACUAGAGGGUGUUCCGGGCAGCAGAGAAGUGGUGGAUGACGGAUCGAUUCCUGGAGAUGGAUUAGGAGCUGGAGGCCUUGACUCAAGUUUUUACAGCCAUCUAAAGCGCAACUGGAUUUGGAUAAGCUAUAUUAUUAAUAAAACUAAAAGAACUAAAUCUGCGCAAGAUGGUUUUACAUUGAGACUUCAGACUUUCCUGACCAAGCAUACUUUGCCCCUUAGCUCAAGAGGUAGCCUAAAAAAUGUCUUUGGAGAUGUGACCGUGCCUGAGAAUGGAGAGAUUGUUCAGAUGGUGAAAGAAGCUACUGCACAUCAUAACAAACGAGUUUGUGGAGGCAAAAAUCAAAAGCGAAAAAGACAGAAAAAAGUAACUGAGAAAAAACAGAAAGCAAAGAAGAAAAGGAAGGAAACUAAGGAAGAGAUAAACAGAAGGAAUCGAUACCAUGAUGAGGCUGAUCAGAACGCUUUACAAAGAAUGACUCGACUGCGCGUUGCAUGGACUGCACAGGAGGAUGGUUUACUAAUGCUCUGCCGUAUAGCCAGCAACAUUCUGAAUACAAAGGUAAAAAGGCCUUUUGUUCCCUGGCAAGUUGUCCGAGAUAUCAUGCACUUUAGCCUGGAAGAGUCACUGGACAAAACAUCACACUCCAUUGGAAGAAGAGCACGUUACAUAAUGAAAAACCCACAGACUUACCUUAACUACAAAGUGUGUUUGGCGGAAGUAUAUCAGGACAAAGGCCUUGUUGAAGAAUUUAUGAAUCGGAAAUCAUGUUACGAGGAUCCUAAGGUUUGUGCUGCAGAGUUUAAAGAAUUUGUGGCUUGUCUCAAACAAAAGUUCAGCACAACACUGGGUGUUACAGUUUAUGAAAUCCCAGACAAUGUAGAGGACUUGUUUAACAGGUUUCGAGUUUUAGCUGUUGGGGAUAAAUACCAGGAGAGAAGAUUUGACAUUAUCACCAGUGUAGAUGACAUCCAGGUCCUAGUGCUGCAGAACCUUAUAUUGAGCACAUUGGCGCUUUCUGAUAUGCAAAUGAAUUCAUGUCGUUCAUUGCAAACCUUUCGGAUGUAUAGACAGUAUCGUGAUGACAUUCUAGUGAAGGCUUUUGUGGAAUUUCAAAGGAAAAGAUUGGUAAACCGCCGUCGCGGGAACCAGACAUCAGGGCCAAAGAAAAACCGCGCUUUACCUUUUGUGCCAAUGUCCUUCCAGCUAUCACAGACUUAUUACAGGCUUUUCACGUGGCGCUUUCCAUCUACAGUCUGUACAGAAUCAUUUGAGUUUCUGGAAAUGCUCAAGGCUAAUGGAAAAGCUGAUCAGCCAGAUGUCUUCUCAUUUGCUGAACAGACUAGUGAAGAUACAGCAGAUAUGGUGGUAUUCCCUUUGGAUGGACCUGGUGGCCAUUGUGCAACAAUUCUCUCUCUCUUACUUCUGGGAUUUAUAUCUGUUAAAGUGAAAAUCCCUGACCAGAUUGUAGUGGUGGACAGCACUUUGGUUGACAAUGAAGUCAUGAAGAGCCUUGUAAAAGAUGGACUAGAUGAUGAGUAUUUUGAUGACGAAGAUGCGGAUUAUAGCCUGGGCCACAAACAAAAAAUAGAAGUUAAUCCACGACAGGCGUCUCAUACAAACUAUCUGUUAAUGAGGGGUUGCUGUGCUCCGGGAAUUGUCAGCACAAGAAACCUGAACCCGAACGACAAUGUAGUUGUGAACUCUUGCCAUGUACGGGUAAAACUAAGGAAUACACCGCUAAGUGGGAGAUUGAAGGAUUCAGGGUCAUUCAGUGAUUUUGUUGAAGACAUGCCUACCCUUCCUCCUUAUUUCACGGAACUUCUACACAUCAAAGAACAGAGCAUGGAUGCAUUCAUAAGUCAGUGCAUGAAAUGCCAUGGAUACAGUUCGGAAGAUGUCUCUUGUGUAUUGGAAAUCCAGUCUGCUGUUGAAGCCAGUUCAUACUUCGGCAUAAAAAUGUCAGACCUUGGAGAAAGGUUUCUCCAAUAUGAAAAUAUACAAGAAGAAAGGACAAGGUCUCUACAUCAGUAUAUACAGGACCUUUUAACAUACAGACAAGUGCUACAAGUUGGAGGAACUUCUAUGAGACUGGUUGCUACAAAUCAUGCCGAUCCUUGGGUUCUACACUCAUACAGUCUGCAAAAACAAGAUAAAGCUCUUCCUCCUAAAGACACUGAUAGCUCUGAGUCUGGCCAGCCAGCCAGUGAGAGCCAGGCUGAAAGUGACAUAAGCCUUUAUGAGCCACCAAGUAAGAAAGCUCGAUUAGAGCUUUGUGACUCUGACAGCUCAACUCCUGUGGAACAGGCUGGGGUUCCUGCAAUGCCAAAGAGUACCGAUAGUGACCCCCUCACUCAGAAAAUGGAUUCAGGAGAAUCUGGCGGAAUGUUUCCUGAAGAGGAAUCUGAUUGUUGCUUUCUUGGAAGACCGUGGAGGAUUGUUAAUGGCAGCUUAAAUAAGCCUGUGUGCAAGGGGAUGCUGGAAGCUGUAUUGUACCAGAUAAUGACCAAGCCGGGGAUUACAGAGAAGAUCUUAAUACAACAUUACAAUGACGUCCUGCAGCCUGUCAUUAUAUUGGAGCUAUUGCAGGUACUUGAACAAUUAGGUUGUAUUAAAAAGUGCUACAUUGAAAAGCCUGCAAAAGUCACUCUCUUCUCACAGUGCAGGAUUCCACAAAUGAUUAAACAUUCCAAACUCUCAGAGGACUUAUCUACAUUUUACGAACCUACUAUUGACUGCACUGUGAGGCUUGGUGGGAUUUUUCCUUCUGAAGUUAACUGGAAUAAAUGGGUUUUGUAAAUGUAUCGGUAGUUUAUCUGCAGUGUCUGUAUUUAAUUUAGUAUAACUUAUCUUUCUAACUUUUAGUGUUCUUGUUCAAUUACUAUGAAUUUUACAUAUAUAUCUCAUUACAGUUGUUAAUGUUAUGUUUACCAGUAAAGAAUAUAUAUAGUCCCAUUAGCUUCAUUGUUAAUAAAGUAGUAUUUAAAUAAAAAAAAUAUUCUGCUGUAGGUUGCAAAGCAUGUUACUUAUGACCGCCUGGGUAUAAAUUUGAUAGCUUCUGUUUGGGUAUUGGGCUGUGUCCUGAAGUCUAGCAUACCUUGUGUAAGUGUCUGUAGCUGACAUUUGAAGCGUAUAUAGACAUAUAUCCUUCAGUCUUAAACAUUAGAAAAAAGACUAGCGGCAGGAUGUAAUGGAGUCUGAGAUCGCUGCACCUCCGGCGAUAGCAGAUGCCAUUAUAUCCCGCCGUAAAUGUGCACACAGACUUUGCAUCACUGCUUAACUUCAUAAGGCUCUUCCUAUGCCAUACUAAAUAUGGGCCAGUUUAAUGAAAGACAACAUAAUAGGUUAUUUAGGGAUGUUUUUCCAUUGUUUCUCGUACUGUCAUUGAAGUUAUAAAAUGUACAAUUCUUCAAUACUGUGUAAAAUGAAAUAAAACUAUUUUAUUAGAA
Pseudophryne corroboree (corroboree frog) is the source of this 6881-nucleotide messenger RNA. RefSeq names its product general transcription factor IIIC subunit 1 (gene GTF3C1). Gene Ontology annotation, molecular function: DNA binding. The record is from RefSeq and is a predicted model, not a curated record. Gene Ontology annotation, biological process: transcription initiation at RNA polymerase III promoter; 5S class rRNA transcription by RNA polymerase III. The transcript is spliced from 37 exons. Gene Ontology annotation, cellular component: transcription factor TFIIIC complex. NCBI's taxonomy places the organism in Eukaryota, Metazoa, Chordata, Amphibia, Anura, Myobatrachidae. Bases 181 to 6231 code for a protein of 2016 amino acids.